AUGUCAUUACCCAACCAUAUCUCUGCUAGUACUUGGCCGUCAGAAGCGCCACGGAAUACGCUCGAAUCUCGAAAGGUGCAUAUGGCUCUAGACUGGCCUGCAUCAACGUCGAUGACCCCCGAAUUUUUAUCAAAUCGUGUCCAAGCGCAGAAUAUCCCCAUUUCAGAUGCAUAUUAUCCUCGAACAGCUACCGAUCUGCAACAGUUAUAUCACGAACCAUGUGCAACAGAUAUGGAGCUUGACACUCUCGACUCUGCUACUGGCAGCGAGAAUUAUCUGGGUUUGGUUGCUUCCCAAAAUGAACCGAAUUUAUUGGAUCGACGGAUAUCAAUCUUUCAUCAGGAGUCAUUGAUAUAUCCGAUAGGGACAUUCAAUCAACAUCAAUAUAACAUAGAUCAGGUAUUUCCGUGGAAUAAUGGAUUCUACGAAGAAAUCUGCGGCUUUGACAGCAGUCUAAUCCCUAUGCAAUAUCCACUAGCCCAACUAGUAGAGAACCAGGAGAGCAUGGACAAGAGUUUAGAUGAGCAUUUGGCUUCUCAGUAUGCCUCUUCGGUGUCCACUAAUAGUGGAGAAUCCAUAGAAAUGAUGAAAGAUCACAGUCAAACAAAGGAAAGUACCAAUAUCUCCAGAGGACACCGUGUCGAUGGAGUACUGAGGAGACUCCGUCAGAUGGAUCAUCAGAUAAGAACAAUGAAUCGGAAACAGAUGGCCGAUAUAGUCUGCAGCAGCACAGUCUGA
This is a messenger RNA of Trichoderma harzianum CBS 226.95, 738 nucleotides long. RefSeq lists its product as hypothetical. The record is from RefSeq and is a predicted model, not a curated record. Bases 1 to 738 code for a protein of 245 amino acids. Lineage: Eukaryota; Fungi; Ascomycota; Sordariomycetes; Hypocreales; Hypocreaceae. The transcript is spliced from 2 exons.